Molecule: messenger RNA, 1303 nt
Organism: Seriola dumerili (greater amberjack)
Lineage: Eukaryota; Metazoa; Chordata; Actinopteri; Carangiformes; Carangidae
Gene: asb12
Product: ankyrin repeat and SOCS box containing 12
Exons: 4
Coding region: 191-1150 (319 amino acids)
Molecular function (GO): protein binding
Source: RefSeq, a predicted model, not a curated record
CACAACUUACAGCUUCUGUACAAGCAUCACACACUACUUGGAGGAGCUUUCUUUCUUUCUUUCUUUCUUUCUCCCACAUGACUUGGAAUGGAAAUUUGAAAGGUUUUAACUGAAUAUUUCUGGAAAUCACAUCAUCUAGCAACAAGGUGAGAUGGAGGGGCUUUGACUUUCACUAGCCUGGAGUUACAUUAUGGUUCUGGGCCAAGCUGUCAACAUGAGUUUGAUGGACAUUUCUAAGAUUUUCUCCCUGCUGCAGCCUAGGGAAGAGGAUGAGGACAAUGAGCAGUGUCAGGCCUUGAACAAUGCCGUGAGCAGCGACGAUGUGACUCUGCUCUCUGAGCUCCUGUCUCAGGAGAAUUACAGGAGGUCUAUCAAUGCUCGGAGCGGGUGGGGGGUGCCGGUAACACCCUUGCGCACUGCUGCUGCUCUGGGACACCUGAGGUGCCUGGAGUUGCUGUUGGAGCACGGUGCAGAGAUUGACAGCCUGGACGUGAAGGCCCAGACGCCUCUGUUCACGGCUGUCAGCGGGAAACAUCUGGACUGUGUGGUUGCUCUGCUAAAGGCCGGGGCCGAUCCUAAUGGCAGCCAGUACAACAACUGCUCUCCGGUGCUGACCGCUGCCCGGGAGGGUGAUGUAGAUGUGCUCCGAGAGCUGCUACGGUUUGGCGCUGAGGUGGAUGUCAGACCCAAAGUACCAGAGUGGGCAUCCAAUGCCACAGCCUGCAGAGGGCCCCUUUAUAUCUCAGCUGUUUAUGGACACCUGGACUGCUUUAAACUGCUCCUUUUGCAUGGGGCCAACCCCAACUACAACUGCACAGAUGAGAAGAUGCUGGCCAGGAUAAAGCAGCCAAAGACGGUUCUGGAGGUGUGUCUCCGUUAUGGCUGCGGGGUGGAGUACAUCCAGCUUCUUAUAGACUUUGGGGCAGAUGUGUAUCUACCUACACUGAUCAUUGACAAGACUACAAAGCAGAAUGAAGCUCUGCUUUUACUGCUCAAGGAAAGAGUUUGUCCCAAAACACUGAUGUCUCAGACUCGGACGACAAUUCGAAGACACAUCUCCUGUGCUAAUAAAGAACCCGCCAUUGACAGUUUGGACGUUCCUAUAAUCCUGAGAAACUACCUGAAGCAUGACACCUCUGAACUCAUAUGAUGCCUGUGCUAACGUCAAGAGAUAUGUCCAGUGAAUUUUAUUUUUACCUCGUUGCUUUACACCCAUGACUGGAUAAUUAAUUUCUGGCUUUGCCAUUUCUGGUUUUCCCCGCAAGUAGGACGAGAUAACGGAUACUUACACAACCAAUCUCAA